AUGGUAGCGCCAGGAAAGACGGGGUUGGAGGAGUCAUAUAGGCAACCGAAACGGAACAGGACUAGGAUGAAGAUCUGUACUUAUAACGCACAUACGCUUGCAUCGGAAGCGGCCAUCGAAGAUCUGAUGAUGCAAGCCAAGAAAACCAAGUACGACUUCAUUGGACUGACCGAGAAGAGACGACGUCAUCCUCUCAACACCGUAUAUGAAACUGGAGAAGAACAGUCCUUAGGAACAUGCAGCAGUAGAAGUGUUGGUGAACUUGGCGUCCUCAUCAACGCGAGUAUGGCAAAGAAAAUCGACUCUUUUGAACAACUUACAACCCGAAACGGACGUCUGCGGAUGAGAAGAUGUGGUCCAACACCACAUCUUCUCAUCUUUCUCGGAGGAUGA
Necator americanus (New World hookworm) is the source of this 393-nucleotide messenger RNA. RefSeq lists its product as uncharacterized. The record is from RefSeq and is a predicted model, not a curated record. The transcript has a single exon. Lineage: Eukaryota; Metazoa; Nematoda; Chromadorea; Rhabditida; Ancylostomatidae. The coding region runs from base 1 to 393 and encodes 130 amino acids.